CAGCGCUAGGAGACCCCCGGAGCGCCCGGGUUCAAAGGCCCCGCGCGCAGCUCCAGCCCUCUGGGGGGCGGGGAGGCGAGGGGGUGGUGCGGGAGCCAGAAAAGCCUGAGCCCACAGCCGGCCGCCCUGCGCAGGGAUGGGCAGCGUGCUCUGAAGUUUGUGACCGCUGCAGCCAGCUCCUGGUGGGAGCGGGGACCAGCAAGUGAGAGGCCCUCCUCAAACCCCACAGCUGGAGGGUGAGGCCCGAGAGCCCUUCUGGGGCCACAGGAGUGCGUCCUCCAGGCCCGGUGCUCCCGCGCCUGAUCGGGGUUCAUGGAGCUGGAGCUGUGGCUACUCUUCGGGCUCACAGUGACCUCCGCUGCAGGAUUGGUGCCUGGCGCCCAGCCUGCAGCCAGAUCGGAGGGGGGCAUCGAGACUGUGGCCAGGACUGCAGCGCAGGGCCCAAGUCCCCGGAGCCCUGGGCGGGAGCAGGGACCAGGUUGGUUUGGGGAGCAGGUGGCCAAGGGGGGCCCUGCACGCCGCCGAGCCAGACGCUGCACGUGUUUCACCUACAAGGACAAGGAGUGCGUCUACUAUUGCCACCUGGACAUCAUCUGGAUCAACACCCCUGAACAGACUGUGCCCUAUGGACUGUCCAGCUACCGAGGACACGCCCGCGGCAGGAGGUCCACAGCGCCGUUUCCGCAGAGCCCACAGCCCUCGAAGUGGACGCUGCGCUGUGCUUGUGCGGCGAGCCACGACCCCGCCUGUGAGCGUUUCUGCACCGGAACCCUGGCUGUCAGCAGGAACUCAGGGGCCGAAGAAGAACUGGACCAAGGAGAGGCAGUGCUGGCCGGCGGGGUGGACAGAGGCCCGCAUCCGAGGAGGUUGAAGUCCAGGACAGACAGACAGAGCCGUCUUUAGACCUCCGCCAUCACAGGCUAGCCCGGCGUGGGCCCUGCCUCCGCCUGCCACUCUGCCUGCUGCCUCUGGAGCCCUCCCAGGAGGCCUGCCCAGCCUGUGUUAGGAAGCCUCAGUUCCUGCCCCCCCAUGGUUCACAUUUCUGCCUCUUUGAGGACAAAGAAUGAGUUCUGCCUGGGGGAGAAAACCCACCCAGAGGGUCCUCACCUAAACAGUACACCCUUCCCCAAGAAUCCCCCAUCCAACAGCCCAGUUUCCCUCCUGGGGACAGUGAUCCCAGAUGUGCCCGGGGCCGGCACCCUCCGUGGCCUUCCUGCUGGAGAGGGUUUGGAGAGGUCUGGCACAUUGGAAAGCUUUCGACUUGACUCCUCUUGGCGAGUCAGUAACUCCAAGGUAACCCUUCGCAGGUAAACACAUGUCCAUCUCGUAGCUGCUGCCGCACACUUGGAUCCCAAUGUAGAGCAGGGUGGUAGCUGUGCGCCGGCCCCAGGAGGGGCUGCUGUAGAUGCAGUCCUAGCUGCACAGGACUCGAGGAGUUAGAGGCUUAUAAGACUUAGGCAGACAUGUUCAGCUGUGCUUGAAGAAGAAGAAGGAAAUGAAGAAGGAAAAGAAAACAGGAGCCUUGAUGUUUGUGACAAGGAGAGACUGGUUAGCUGGGAGGUGCGGCCUCGGGAGGAGCAGCAGUGUGCGCCAUGAACUUGUUUGCAGGAAGCUGCUGGAAGAGCUGCCCCGGGUCAAGGCCGUUAAGUGAAUCCCGUAUUUGCUUUCAUGAAUGAAUGUGGGUCUUGAGGAAAUGGCUUCAAAAUAAGCCCCGAACACAAACUAUUUGUAAAUUAUGUAAAUUCCUAUUUAUCUGUAUGAUUGGGAACAACUAGGAAUUGUGACGUGCCCCCCUCAC
Messenger RNA from Eptesicus fuscus (big brown bat), 1798 nucleotides. It is a transcript of the gene EDN3, whose product is annotated as endothelin 3. Gene Ontology annotation, cellular component: extracellular region. Gene Ontology annotation, biological process: vein smooth muscle contraction; regulation of systemic arterial blood pressure by endothelin; intracellular calcium ion homeostasis. The record is from RefSeq and is a predicted model, not a curated record. NCBI's taxonomy places the organism in Eukaryota, Metazoa, Chordata, Mammalia, Chiroptera, Vespertilionidae. The transcript has 5 exons. The coding region runs from base 313 to 903 and encodes 196 amino acids. Gene Ontology annotation, molecular function: endothelin B receptor binding; hormone activity.